AUGGCCCAAGGAUUCACCAAAAUCCCACUUGUCGGUGCUAGCUGUGAGCUUGGGCAGCAUAUCCUUCAUCAUUUACAAGAAUGUACCACAUCAAAAUUUGAAGUUGUUGUGCUUCGACGCCUUCAUGCCACAGGACGGGGCCGCGAGUCGCAGCCAGGAAACGUCGACGUGAUUGUCAAGCAAGUAGACUAUACGGAUCACAACAUGCUAGUCAAUGCUCUUCGCAUAAUCGAAGUCAUUGUUUCCGCUCUCAGUGCUGUUGCUGCAAUUCAAAUAGACCCGCUUCUGCUAGAUGCUGGCAGAGAAGCUAGCGUCAGGAGAAUCUUUCCGUCAGAGUACACUUUAGAUAUCUUACACAAGUCUGCUAUGACUACGAUGGGCAAGUCAAAUCCUCGAGUGAAAAACGCCAUGUUAUUUGCCUCUUUAGCAGGGGCCGAUUCUAUUUCAUCUACGACCAUCUUAUCUGGCAUGUUCGUCCACUUCGCUUUGAGAGGGCAUCAUGACAAUUACUAG
Molecule: messenger RNA, 513 nt
Organism: Talaromyces proteolyticus
Lineage: Eukaryota; Fungi; Ascomycota; Eurotiomycetes; Eurotiales; Trichocomaceae
Exons: 1
Coding region: 1-513 (170 amino acids)
Source: RefSeq, a predicted model, not a curated record